Molecule: messenger RNA, 1896 nt
Organism: Portunus trituberculatus (swimming crab)
Lineage: Eukaryota; Metazoa; Arthropoda; Malacostraca; Decapoda; Portunidae
Exons: 4
Coding region: 260-1639 (459 amino acids)
Source: RefSeq, a predicted model, not a curated record
AUAGAUAUCUUCCUCCGUCGCUUCUAAACAGCCUACCCUUCCUUCCUUCUUUAGUCCGUGGCUUCACAAUCCUUUGUGUACGUGGCUGAAUAGGACGUGCGUAGCGUGACGUGGAAGUGUGCGGAGGCCGUACGAGUAAUCAUACAGUUUGUGACGCAAUCGUCUUUCUCCCUAUCAGUCUCAACGUUCUCCCUCCCUGCCCUCCACAGUCUUAUCACCAACUGAACGGGAUACACCAAGUCGUCUAACUAAACAGAUCAUGCCUUUUUUCAAGCCGCCGAAGAAUCCCAGAGCAGCGUCAGAGGUCACCAAGCAAUGGCUGGAAUAUGUCUUGUCCCAGUAUGAGUCAAGAACUUCUCGCAAGUCAAUUGUGGAGGUUGACUCGUUCGAGAUCAAUCCAGGUUGUGGUAAAUGUGAGAACUUCAACAGCGAGGUGAUAAGGAUAGAGGCUGAGGCCCAGGUGACGCCAACAGGCGGAACACCUUCGCCUGUUCACUACAGCUUUAUUGUGAAGUUCAUUCCUGGCAACGAAUUCGAGCAAGAGUCAACAAAAUGGAUUGGAGCACCCAAAAGAGAGCUACUGGUUCUCUCAGAAAUUCUUCCUGCCUUGAACACUUUCCAGAAAGAGCGAGGUGGUGGCAGGUAUCCCAUCAACGCUCCUGAGUAUGUGUACGGCGUGUGUACUUCUGGUGAAUACGUACUGAUGAUGCAGGACCUGCGGGAGGCUGGCUACCAUGUAGGGGAUAAGAGACGCGGCCUGACCCUCUCGCAGCUCAAGGCAGCAGUGCGGGACUUGGCUCACCUCCACGCUGUCUCCUAUGCAUUCAGCCUCACCCACGACUUUCGCACUAAAUAUCCAGACUUCAAAGAAACUGGAUUGACUGACAGUAUUAUAAGUACAUUUGUCCGAGUGGUAAUUGAGGGUCUGCACGACGCAUUAAAGGCUAAUGAGAGCAAGUUCCCGGAUCUGGUGGAAGCCAUCGCCUCUAACAAGGACAAAAUACUCAAUGACAUCGAAGAAUUUUCAUUAUCAAAGAGGCAGAAACCAUUGGUGUGCCUGAGUCACGGGGACUUCUGGACCAACAAUGUCAUGUUUAAGUAUAACGAGGAAGGCUCUGUCGAUGGUUUUAUGAUGAUCGACUGGGGAAACGUAGGGUGGCGAAAUCCCAUGUUUGACCUUCAAUACCUUAUGCACACAUCCACCCAAAAGGCUACAAGAAGGGACCAUCUAAAGGAGGUGCAGACACUUUACUACGAAGCCUUCACCUCCGCCGCCGCCAGCCUGGAUGCACCCUUAAGGCAUUGGAGAUUCGAGGAUUUCCUGGCAGAAUAUCAAAAGUCAGCAGCGGCGUCCAAGUUAUUCUGUGUCUUUGUGAACCUAAUAACACUCUCAGAGCACGGGCGAAUAUUUAACCAGGGCACCCUCACCACGGGUUUUUCCUCCUGGCUAAGGGUUAAAAUGACUAAAAUAACGGCGUUAAUCCCGAACAGGUUGAUAUCUACGAUGACAUACCCUUUCAUGAAGAAAGCAAUGCAAAUAUAUUUCGAUGAUUUGGCAUCGAUGAGCAACCCUGAGAUGACGACUCGGAUCAUAGAUUUAGUGACUGAGGCCUUUGAGAACUUUGUAGUGGAGCCUUAACCCUACCUCCGGCCAGGCAGUGCUCCCCCUUCUUCCUACCCACUAACCAGCUCAGGGAAAUUAAUGUAUUAUUUACAAAACUGAAAUUUUUCAACUGGGGUAAACAGUCUCAUUUGUCCGUGUUGUCUUCUCUGAGGAAGGUAGACCAAAUGUUUAAAAUAACCUGUUAUGAAUUUUCAUUUUCAUUAAUUUAUGACGAUGCUGUUCUUCAAUAAAGUUUUCAUUAUCCAGUAAAUAAAUAUUUCCUCGCUACUUAA